Messenger RNA from Olea europaea var. sylvestris, 1374 nucleotides. Its product is annotated as protein FAR1-RELATED SEQUENCE 5-like. Gene Ontology annotation, molecular function: zinc ion binding. The record is from RefSeq and is a predicted model, not a curated record. The transcript is spliced from 5 exons. Bases 1 to 1374 code for a protein of 457 amino acids. Lineage: Eukaryota; Viridiplantae; Streptophyta; Magnoliopsida; Lamiales; Oleaceae. Gene Ontology annotation, biological process: regulation of DNA-templated transcription.
AUGGAGAUGCUGCCGCAAUACAAGCUUAUUUGCGACUAUGCAAGCACGGUGCUCGGGAUUUUACUUCUGUGUAGGCAAGCUUACAAAGAGUUCGGUGAUGUUGUCACCUUUGAUACGACAGACCUGACAAAUAAAUAUGACAUGUCGUUUGCUCCAUUUGUUGGCUGCAUGCACGGUCAAGCACCAAAAGGAAUAAUUAUUGAUCAGGACAGGGCUAUGCAGAAUGCUAUUCAGAUUGUAUUUCCACAUACGAUGCAUAGGUGGUGUCUCUGGCAUAUCUUGAAGAAGUUGCCUGAGAAGUUUGGCUAUCAUGUUGAUAAGGCGUCGAUCUUUUCCACUAUACAUGGAUUAGUGUAUGAUUCACAGACCGUUGAAGAGUUUGAAGAAGGGUGGAGAGGGAUGAUUGAUAGGUACAACUUGUAUGAUAGUGAUUGGUUGUCUGGAUUGUUUGAAAGUAGAUUUUGUUGGGUUCCAUGUUUUUUGAAAACCACAUUUUGGGCCGGAAUGUCAACAACGCAACGAAGUGAGAGCAUGAAUACAUUCUUCGAUGGAUACGUGCAUUCAAAGACCUCAUUGAAACAAUUUAUCGAACAAUACGAAAGAGCAUUGCGGAGCAAGGUUGAGAAGGAGUUUCAGGCUAACUUCAAGUCUUAUGCGCAAAUGGUACCGUGUGUCACGAAUCAUGAUAUGGAAACUCAAUUUCAAAAGGUGUACACCAUAUCAAAGUUUAGAGAGGUUCAGGACGAGUUCAUCAGGAAGGUUUACUAUGACAUCAUAUCUGUCUCGGAGGGAUGUUCAGGGACGAUUUACAAGGUUCUGGAGGAUAUCCUACUAUAUGGAGUGCAUCGGACGAAGAGGACCUUUUCCGUCUCAUUUACGAGGGAGACAUGUGACAUUGUUUGUAGUUGUCACUUAUUUGAGUUCCGAGGGAUAGUUUGUAGGCAUGCAUUCACUGUUUUGAUCCGUAAUGAUGUCAAGUUCUUGCCGGACAAGUUUAUUCUACGAAGAUGGAGGAGGGAUGUUAGUAGGGCACACACGAGGGUGGCAGUGUACUACGAUGGGUUGGACGGUUCUCCGAUACAGUUGAGGUACGACGAUAUGUGUCGGGAUUUUCGGAGGUGGCUGACCUUGCUGCGAAUGAUGAAGAGCGAAGACAGAUCUCAGAAUCGUUCCGACGUCAAUAUACUAGAUCCUAUAUCAUCAAAAGGAAAGGGUGCGCCAAGGAAACUUCGAGGAAAAGGACCGUUGGAGUUAACGUCAAAGAAAGCAAAGGCAACUUCGACGUCAACAAAAGGCACGAGGCCGACAGGUCGACAUAGUACUGCGGAAGAAGUUGUAUCAGAUGUUGACGACUCUAACAGUUUUCAUCCUUGA